Eurytemora carolleeae is the source of this 3407-nucleotide messenger RNA. Its product is annotated as putative thiamine transporter SLC35F3. NCBI's taxonomy places the organism in Eukaryota, Metazoa, Arthropoda, Copepoda, Calanoida, Temoridae. The transcript has 21 exons. The record is from RefSeq and is a predicted model, not a curated record. Bases 58 to 1665 code for a protein of 535 amino acids.
UUAUUUGGCUCACAGAACUAUAUUCAGCAGAAGAAAACAGACUCUGUUGUCAGUCGUAUGAGCAUGGUAAAUAUACUACGAAACAACAAAACUGAUGUCCAGGACCAAACACGACCAAUCAGUGUGAUAGUGAAUACAGUUGCUAAUGAUGGACCAGUAUCCCCUGCAAGUAAGGAGACAGAUAUGAGACUCAGAGCUUUCCCCACCUACAACGGUCCUGGGUCCAAUCAUGCCAACGGGAGCCCAUCAAACAGCCAGAAUAUUUCGAGUAUUCAGUGCUUUACAAGUGAUAGUGUUAGAAACUCUAUUCAUAGUGCAGGGCCCACAAUAGCAGUGUCAGAUGAGAGUACAGUGCCCAAAUGGAAUAAAGUGAAGAUGACCUGUAUGAGUGUUGCUGCCCGUAAGACCUGGUGUGGGUUUGUGGUUCUAGCUUUAGUGACCAGCACAUGGGUAGCUGCCACACAAUUCCUAAAGGCGACGUAUAAAACUAUCGACAACACGACUAGGAUUGAAGUUACAGGAAACACGGAGCCAGGAAAUAGAACCCUCAAGCAGGUGUACAGUGCUCCGUUCCUAACUACUUGGUUCUGUACAACCUGGACUCUCCUCUUCUUCCCUCUUUACAUCAUCUCAGUAGUCUCGUGUUCAUGCUGCUGCAGAACCAAGAUAAAGAUUGGAACAGUUAUUCACGAUUCUCUUCGAAGCUUCAAAGAAAAGGGUUUCACUUUAGGAAGUUUCCUGUUCCGUUGCCUAUUAUUCUGCCUAUUGUCCGUCCUAACCAACUACCUGUAUAUCGCAUCUUUAAGGAUGCUGGAGUGUACGGUAGUAACUGCUCUGUUCGCUACUAAUGCUGGGUUUGUUUAUUUACUCUCCUGGGUCAUCCUUCACAAUCAAUUCGUCGGGGUCAGGAUAGUAGCUGUGAUACUUUGUAAUACUGGUAUAGCUCUCUUAGCCUACAUGGACGGAGUAAACCACAACCAAACCUUGCUUGGUGUUGUCCUAGCCGCAGCUGCAGCUGCUGGGAGUGCUGUUUAUAAAGUAAUGUUUAAGCGAGUGAUUGGUGAAGUGAGUUUUGGCCAGGUUGCUCUGUUCUUCUCUUUGGUUGGACUACUAAAUGCUGUUGUACUCUGGCCUCUUGUCAUACUUCUCUACGUUACAGGGGCCGAAGUUGUUGAUGUCACUCUCAUUCCUUGGUUGGAGUUAUGCAGUGCCGCAGCUCUUUCGUUAGGUGCCAAUCUUCUUGCUAAUUUGAGUAUUAUCAUAACUUACGAAAACUUCAUCACAUUUGGUUUGGUAACAGCUAUACCAGUUUGUGCAGUUUAUGAUGUUGUGUACAAUGGAGUUGAAUUCUACGACAUGAAGUUGGCCGGCGUGCUGAUCGUCUGUAUAGGGUUCGUUCUUGUUCUCUUCCCGGCCAAUUGGUCCCAAAUCCUAGCUUCAAUUGUCAGAAAACCCAAGGAAUCCUCCAUUAAAGAAGAAAAUGGCGGACUAAAAGCGGAAAUAGAAGACUCUAUGGGUAACGCGACAGGUGCCGCGGUUUUAUGUCUGCUUCUAGAUGGGGAAGAAGAAAAAAGCAAGACACAGACAGAUCUAAUCAAUCCGUCCCAGACCUCAGUAGAACGGGACAUAUUGGAUCAAGAUUGCGGUCACCCUCUGGUAGGGUGAGAUGAAACCUACUAAUGAAACUGUAGCAGGGUGAGAUGAAACCACUAAUGAAUCUAGAGAAGGGUGAGAUGAAACCUACCAAUGAAACUGUAGCAGGGUGAGAUGAAACCACUAAUGAAUCUAGAUAAGGGUGAGAUGAAACCAACAAAUUAAACUAAUGAAACUUACCAAUGAAACUAUAGUAGGGUGAGAUGAAACCACAAUUGAAUCAAGAGAAGGGUGAGAUGAAACCUACAAAUUAAACUGUAGUAGGAAAACCUACAAAUGAAACUAUAGUAGGAUGAGAUGAAACCUACUAAUGAAACUGUAGUUGUGUGAGAUGAAACCACAAAUGAAUCUAGAAAAGGGUGAGAUGAAACCUACCAAUGAAACUGUAGUAGGGUAAGAUGAAACCACUAAUGAAACUAUAGUAGGAUGAGAUGAUACCACUAAUAAAUCUAGAGAAGGGUGAGAUGAAACCUACUAAUGAAACUUUAGUAGGGUGAGAUGAAACCUACUAAUGAAACUAUAGUUGGGUGAAAUGAAACCUACUAAUGAAACUAUAGGAUGGUGGGAUGAAAAUACUAAUGAAUCUAUUUUAGAGUGAUAUGAAACCUACUAAUGAAACUAUAGUAGGGUUAGAUGAAACCUACUAAUGAAUCUAUGGUAGGGUUAGAUGAAACCACUAAUGAAACUAUAGUAGGGUGAGAUGAAACCUACUAAUGAAACUAUAGUAGGGUUAGAUGAAACCUACUAAUGAAUCUAUCGUAGGGUUAGAUAAAACCUAGUAAUGAAUCUAUAGUAGAGUGAGAUGAAACCUUCUAAUGAAUCUAUUGUAGGGUGAUAUGAAACCUACUAAUGAAACUAUCGUAGGGUUAGAUAAAACCUAGUAAUGAAACUAUAGUAGAGUGAGAUGAAACCUACUAAUGAAUCUAUUGUAGGGUGAUAUAAACCUACUAAUGAAUCUAUUGUAGGGUGAUAUGAAACCUACUAAUGAAACUAUAGUAGGGUUAGAUGAAACCUAGUUUUGAUGAAGCUAUUGCUAUCAAAAUGAACAAAGCUGUAGAUAAUUAAAUAUUUUUUUGUUUGGCAAAGAUUUGAAAUAUGAAAAGAUGGAGACCAAAGUGCAAUUUAGUAUUUAUAGAAAUAUUAAAGCAAGAACAUUUAUAGUUGUAUUUGCUUGUUCUCUUUGUUUCGAAAGAGACUGUCAACGUAAUUCCAAGUGACGCAAAUUAAAUAAUUGCUUCACUAAUUCAUUCCUAACUAAUUUAUCUGAGAUACAUUGAGGAAGAUAUCGCCGUUUUACUUAAUCUUAAAUUUAUUCCGUCCGUUUCAUUCUUUGACUCUACACAGUUGAAAAUUAUUCAGUUUGAACAUUUGAUGGAGAUGUAAACGACAUUUCAAGUGGCCCUCCAGAUUGGCAAAACCCGAUUUAAUCAUGUACCCUUUAAAGCUUUGUCUGAUCAAGGAUAAAUUAGAUAUCCAUUUAUUCGGUUUCUCUAAACUGAUUAUUUUCAUUUGUUGUUUAGGAAAGUGCUGUUAGCAUAUCUUGGUUUAUAAAUAAUGGAAAAAUUAUCAGAGCUAAAAAAUUUAGAAUGAGAUAUCCUUAAUCACUAUCGCUUAAUCCGAUUAUCCAAUGUAUACACUUUUGUAUUUUCUUCUUAAUCUUCUUUCUUUUGAAUAUCCCUUCUGUAUAAAAGUUACGUUUGAUAACAAUUACAGAUACAAUGCUAUAUCGAUUGGACUAAUAUCCGAUUGAAUUA